Cimex lectularius (bed bug) is the source of this 540-nucleotide messenger RNA. RefSeq lists its product as uncharacterized. The transcript is spliced from 3 exons. The coding region runs from base 68 to 499 and encodes 143 amino acids. The record is from RefSeq and is a predicted model, not a curated record. Lineage: Eukaryota; Metazoa; Arthropoda; Insecta; Hemiptera; Cimicidae.
GAAAAUAUGGAAAACACAUGGUCGAUGCCUUUUAUAUAACAGAUACACCUAACAGAAAACAGACACAAUGGCACUUAAAGAAGAUAUUACGGAAUUUCAGUACGCAGUUCGCGAAAUCUGUUCAAAAGUGAUAUUUCUUAAGUCUCAUUUUGACCGGGUUAAAGUGACGGAAUGGGUCAGGAAGCUGGCCACGAUCCCAACGACGACAUUUGAACAGACUAAGUUGAGGAACGACUAUAUACAGCUUUUGAGAAUCACGGUACUGUCAGGGAUCCUACACGGGAUAUUCGUUCACAAUCCGCCAUCGGGAGAACUACCUCCGCUGGCAGAAGCUGUUGGUGCUGAAGUCGUAAGGCAUAUCCCAAAACUCGCCGAGGUCGGGCCAAUUGCACCUUUUAUGUGUCACAAGUCGCCAGACGGAAAGGCAAUCGUGUCGAUAAAGAAGCUCAGCGACGAAGGCGUGAUGUGCUACUUGGCCGUCGCCCCCGAAGGCUUAUAAACCCCUUGUGAACAGAGAAAGAAUAAAAUUUUCGAAAACUU